Molecule: messenger RNA, 3354 nt
Organism: Cladocopium goreaui
Lineage: Eukaryota; Dinophyceae; Suessiales; Symbiodiniaceae
Source: the annotation of a GenBank genome assembly
AUGGGCAGAGAGAUAUUGGCAAUGGUUUUAGAUCAUUUCAGAACAACUUCGAAGGAUGAGGUAUUGUUCAAUGCCAGCCACAUCUACAAGUUGCAGUAUCGUGGUGACAAAGAGAUGGAUAAGUUCCUCCAUGCCUGGAUUGAGAUCAUCGCCAACAUGAAAGCUGAGGACAUUCCAUCUGACAACACACUGCGUGAUCAUCUGCUGAGGAAGAUUGAUGGUUCCCAGGCAUUGCACGUCGACCUCACGAUCUUCAAGGGAAGAGACAAUGAUGACAAGAAGAAAUCGUACAGUGAACUCUUGGAGAUAAUGAGACGGCACAUAGCUCGUGCACGCGAAGAUCGCAAUAUCGCGGCCAGGGACAAGUUUGCCACGGACUACACCAACCUGGGUAAGCCUUCUACCCCAGCUCCGAAGCCGACGGCUCCGGCGCCUACGCCGAAAGAUGGGAAGGGUGGAAAACCGAGUGCUCCAGCACCCAAGGGCAAACCUGGAGCUCCUGUUCUACCUUCCGGCAAUCCCAAGAGCCAUGGCAAGGGGAAAGGCAAGGGUGGCAAACGAUCGAGAUCACCUUCCACACGAGACAAAGGUGGAAAAGGUGGAAAAGGCAAGAACAGCAGAUCGGCUACUCCAAGAAGAUCGCAGACUCCUGGUGGAAAGAAGGAUCGACAUUGCUAUGGUUGGUUAAAGGGCGAUUGUCAGAAAGGUGACAAAUGUACCUUCAAGCAUGACCCAAGCAUGAAGGGCAAGAGAGCGGCGCCUUCUACAAAGACGCCCGACGCCAAAGCUACUCCGGCAUUAGUCCGUGAGUACGAUGACGAUUUCAUCGUGAACGCAGUGCCUAUCGAGAAGAAGAACAAGAUGGAUGUCAAGUUCAAUGACAAGGUGGAAACCAUCGUGUAUGUGAAGCCCGAUUUUGUGGAAUGUUCCAACAGGAAGCCAAAGAGAAACAUGUCCAGAGCUCAGAAGAAGUCAUUGACGUGCAGAACAACUAAAGAGAUCAUGGAUGACCAACAAUGGGUACUACAAUCCAAGUUGGGAAUGACAAGAGCACGGGCAAUUGGCAUACUGAUGGACGACUAUGGUGAAUUUUCUGAUGUCGAUGAAGUACACAUCAUCCUGGGACCCAAGAAUGAUAUCAAGCUCAAAAUCAACAACAUUGAUUUCUUGGAGAGCAACUCACGAGCUGAGAUAUGCUAUGAGGAAGUGAUUCCUCAUGUUCCAGGACAAUAUGGUCGUCGUGACAACGUCAUGUGCAUCACUAUGCCGAUCGAGCUCAAGGACCGACGUUUCAUCAUGGACUCUGGCAGUGGUCACGAUCUUAUCUCAUCUACGAGAGUGGAUAGGAUGGACAUCGACACCUACCAGAGUGAUCGAGUUAACUUCCACACUGCAAAUGGCAUCACGUCAACAACUACGAUGGUGGAUUUGGACUUCGACACGUCCAAUGAUCCUGCAAGGGCUCAUGUGUUGGAAGAUACCCCAUCUGUUUUGUCAUUGGGAAAACGAUGCAUGGAGCAAGGCUACACCUUUGUAUGGCCUAGCGGAAGAGAACCCUACAUGAUCAACUCCGAGGGUGGCAAGAUCAAGAUGGAAGUUCAUGAUCUCAUCCCAUAUGUCUACCUUGGAGCCAAAGACUACAGGCCAUCGUCAGACUACGAGGCCGAGUUAGUGAUGAAAGUGUUGGGUCUCAAUGGCAACAAUCAUGCAUCAAGGACGAUCUAUCUUGAUGGUGAAAGCGGUGAUGAAAUGUCCGAAUCAGAUGAUGGAGUUGGUACGUACGUCGACGGUCCAACAAAGUCUCUGAAGAAGACGAAAAAGAAGAAGCGUUCCAAACGAAAGACGACUCCGGUAGCAGCUGGUGAAGAACUCGAUGAUGAUGAUGACUAUGAACAGUCCAUCCGCGAGGGAGAAAUGGACAUCAAACUCGACAAAGAGAAAGCUGAUGAUGUAGAAGUUGUUGAUGGUCCUCCUCUACCUCCUCCUGAUGGUGAACCUCCUUAUGAUGGGCCUGAACAUCACUCUAUGGGCAAACCUGGUGACGGCAUCAUCUACCUCAGCGACAUCGGCGAGCACGUCAAGCUCGACAAGCGUGGACGACCUUACCGUGUUGGUCCAGAUGGUCGCAAAGAAGUACGAGGGUCACCAAGGCCAAAGAGCAGUUACAGUCCUGAAGAAUGGAGAGCACUAUCUGCUAAGGAGAGAGACGUCAUCAUUCGUCGUGGAAAACUUGAAGAAGAAGCUGAGAAGCUCAAGGAGAUCAAGUUGAAGAAGGAGAAAGAAAAGAAGGCCAAGGCCGAAAUCUCCGAGAAGAAGAAACAUGAUUCAAGUUCCUCCAAAGAUCCAGCCAAAGAUGAAAGUCGGAAGAAGAAGAAAAAGGAUAAUAAGAAGUCAAAGGAGAGCUCAGGCAAAGAUGGUGGAAAGGACGCUGCUGUCAAUGUGGGGACGCUCCGAGGUCGCAACCCAUGGGAAUGUUCGCCGACACCCCAUGGAGCGAGUGACCUCGACGACAUCAAGAAGCGUGAGAAAGAUGAAUUGGCAGGAAAGUUCAGGUUUGGCAAGACCAUUUUGAUCACGGAUCUCAACUACAAGUGCCAAGCGAACUCGGGGGGAACAACGAACAUCCAGUACGGGCUCGAUGAGAUGGGAUAUGUCGUCACGGUCGUUGACAUCAACAGCUUCAAGAGCGUGACCAGAGCCCAGAAGUUCCUCGAUGCAGUCGAGCACUUGAUCAAGAGCGUGAUGCCAAACAUUACGGCCGAGGAGAAUGUGACCAUCCAUUUCUGGAUAUCAUUUGCAUUCCUCAUCACGGACACUCAUCCAUACCACGUUUGGGUUGAGAGGAACUAUGCAGAGAGGCUCGCCGAAGCGAUCCGAAGGGUCGACAAGUUGGCGACGAGACCAAUCUUUGUAUCACUCUGCAAAGAUCCAAGAUUUCAUGGCAUCCGAACGGGCAUUCAGGAAGUCGCCAUCGACUCGGCCGACAUCCUGAGAUGCGUUUCGGCCUCCAUGCCAUGCUUCGCCAAAGCUGGAUGCAACGCAACAUGCAUCGGUGUCCAAGGAUCCAAAGAGAUGGGGAGGAGACGCCUAGAUUUGAUCCUUAAGCUCUUUGCUGACGCGCUGCAAAAUCGGAGCUUGACCCUGAAGGUGCACUGCAUCGUGGUGACGGGCUACGGAAAGUCGCGACACAGCUGGAGAUCUUCGGAUGUCCAACAGGCGGCCCUGGAGGUGUUGAAGAACUUGGAGCUGGAGGCACAAGUUCUUCCCCAGAACAAGGGAAGGAUUGGCGUGGUUCUCCUGAAGCGUGACAUGCUGAAGUUGAGAAGCGCCGGCGAGAUGUUUGGAUUUGUCUGA